GCAGGCAUUUUGUUGGAGUGUUCGAGCCAGAGCAAGAGCCUCAGCCGCCUCCUAUAUUAGCCAGCCUCCCUUUGCAGCGGCAGCAAGCAGUCCCUUUCCCUCUGCUCCUGUCUUCUCCAUUUUCGGUUGCAGCUUCCUCUCAAUAUCUCUCCUCAAACCUUGGGCCCAGAUGGCUCAUGAUCAUGAGAUGGUUUGUUUCUCCGGCCGUGCUCCACCGGCGGCGGCUCUGUAUCCGUUCCGCUUCCACCACCACCAGGAACAGGAGCAGGCCGUCGUUUCGGAGGAGGUGUACCACGGCCAUGUAGAGGACCCAGAGGAGAUUAGCUGCGGCCGUGGGCAGGGGAAGCUCUGCGCGAGGGGCCACUGGCGGCCCGCCGAGGACGCCAAGCUCAAGGAGCUCGUGGCGCAGCACGGCCCCCAGAACUGGAACCUCAUCGCCGAGAAGCUCGACGGCAGAUCAGGGAAGAGCUGCCGGCUGCGGUGGUUCAACCAGCUGGACCCGCGCAUCAACCGCCGGGCCUUCUCGGAGGAGGAGGAGGAGCGGCUGCUGGCGGCGCACCGCGCCUACGGCAACAAGUGGGCGCUCAUCGCCCGCCUCUUCCCCGGCCGCACCGACAACGCCGUCAAGAACCACUGGCACGUCCUCGCGGCGCGCAGGCAGCGCGAGCAGUCCGGCGCGCUCCGCCGCCGCAAGCCCUCCUCGUGUUCCCUGUCGUCGUUGGCCACCGCCCCCACCCACGCCGUCGCUGUCGCCGUUCACCACCACUAUAGCUCGCCUCCACCGCCAUUCCACGCCGGCGGUGCGCGCAUCCAGCACGACAUCCACACGGAGGCGGCGGCGGCCGCCACCCGUGCGCACAGCGGCGGGGAGUCCGAAGAGUCCGCGUCCACCUGCACCACCGACCUCUCCCUCGGCUCCGUCGGCGCCGCCGCCGUCCCCUGCUUCUACCAGAGUUCCUACGAUGGCUGCGACAUGGCCCCUUGCGCCGCCGCGCCCACGCCGGCCGCGCUCGCGCCCAGCGCGCGCUCCGCGUUCUCCGUUUGCUCGCCAGCGCGCCACCGGGCGGCGGCCUCCGACAACGGCUGCGGCAAGCUCGCCCGGCCCUUCUUCGACUUCCUCGGCGUUGGUGCGACAUGAUCACGGCCCUGGCGAGCGCCGGUGGUGUACAGGAGGAGUGGAGUGGGGUUAGCAAACAUCAAAUCCCCCGUGGUCAGGAUGAAGCCAGUCUGAGAUUAGGAGUUUUUUUUUACUGCCCAAAGACCCAGAGAUGUAGUUACCAUCAUCAUCUGAAAUUUGGCCUAGGAUGCUGUAAGAAGAGUUCUGAAAUCCUGCGUAGGUGCUGAUGGGGACAGAGGAAUCUUCCACCAAGUAACUAUGAACUGUUUCAGAUACUGGUUUAACUCGUUUCUUUUUGUCGGUGAAUAUAGUGGUUUAACUCU
Molecule: messenger RNA, 1440 nt
Organism: Setaria italica (foxtail millet)
Lineage: Eukaryota; Viridiplantae; Streptophyta; Magnoliopsida; Poales; Poaceae
Product: transcription factor CSA
Exons: 3
Coding region: 170-1138 (322 amino acids)
Biological process (GO): regulation of DNA-templated transcription
Cellular component (GO): nucleus
Molecular function (GO): RNA polymerase II cis-regulatory region sequence-specific DNA binding; DNA-binding transcription factor activity, RNA polymerase II-specific
Source: RefSeq, a predicted model, not a curated record